Yarrowia lipolytica CLIB122 is the source of this 2841-nucleotide messenger RNA. RefSeq lists its product as uncharacterized. Lineage: Eukaryota; Fungi; Ascomycota; Dipodascomycetes; Dipodascales. The record is from RefSeq and is a predicted model, not a curated record.
AUGGAUAGCAAUAGCUCGUUGGGGUCCUACAACUCGGGCCCAAGAACCCCCAUGAUGGCCCAGGUUCAAAACAGCCGGUCGUCUUCGCCGAGCUCGCCUCAGGGUCGGGUUCGAAGCGGGUCAGCAGCCUCUCUGGGGCUAGAACUCGACAAGGAUACGCCCCCAGAGAUGAUCCCCAUUCUCACGCUCCUGGCGGCCCAGAAGGAACGGGUUUAUUUCGAGGGCUACUACAUGCUGUUAAAUGAUUUGAACAAGGAUGGAAAACCAGUCAACGAUCGAAAAUGGGUAGAGGUCUACGGCAGACUCCAGGGAACCGUCAUGUCCAUCUGGGACGCCGAAGAGCUCGAUAGACACAAGGACGGCCUCGCAAAGCUCAAGCCCUCAUACAUCAACGUCACCGACGCCACGUUCAAGUCCAUCUUGACGCUCCCUUCUCCCAACGGAGACCUGCAAAACAUUAUUGUGCUUUCCACAACGCUGAAAAACAGAUACCUGCUGCAGUUUUCGUCCCAGAAGCUGCUGCAGGAGUGGUCUUCUGCCCUCAGACUGUCGCAAUUUGAGUAUUCCUCUCUCCAGGAGGCCUACACUGGUGGUCUUCUUUCUGCCAAGGGCCGACAGCUCAACGGUAUCCGAACUCUUUUGGCUGAGACCCGGUUCGCUCACGAAGACUGGGUGUCUGUGCGAUUUGGCCCUGGCAUGCCUUGGAAACGAUGCUGGACCAUUGUGGCUCCCGUCGACCCCAAGGUCAAGUCUAAGGCCAAGAAGAAGGGCUAUGAGGCUUACGGCACUGUAUCCUUUUACGAAGACAAGAAGAAGGUCAAGAAGCCACCGCUUGCCAAGAUCACAGUCGCUCAGUCCGCUUACGCCAUCUACCCCUCGUCUCCCAUGCUUAUCAACAACUCGACGCUGUUCAAGAUUGAUGGAACUGUUACCUUUGACGACGUUGAGGGUGCUAAGGACGCUUCUGUGUUCCUUAUGCCCGAGCAGCAUGCCGGUGUGCUUGGUUUUGAGACCCUGAUCCGAUUCCUUGUCCCUGUAUUUGAUGCUUUCAAGCUCUAUGGUCGACCUGUCCGUCUUAACGCCGAUAAGACCGACCAGCGGUCGCUUCUGUUUGGUAUGCCCACACUUCCCCGCGUCAAUUAUCUUGAGCUCGCUGACAUUCUCAUGCUCGUCGGUGUCUCUGGAUCCGAGUCCUGGUCUCCUGCCAUGUGGACCAAAAACAUUAAGGAGAUUCUGUCUCGAAAGAUGUCCACUGGCUACAAGGGCUCUGGCGGUCUCGCCUCCCGACGAGUCUCCUCUAUCGGCUCCGGUAUCGGAUCUGGAGGCAACUCGCCGUCCUUGGCCAUCCCUCCCAAUGUGUUCGGCAAGGACCGUUCUGUGUCGCAGCCCAACUCUCCGGCAAGGUCACGUGAACAUUUGCGGGAGCCCCCGCGACGGGAGAUUCCCCAGCGGGAUCCCAACAUGACGUUUGGACCAGUCCCCGAGGACAAUGGCCACCCUCUACCGAAGGCUCCCACUGGCGGUGCUUCUCUGCAGGUGCCUCGAACUCACGAGCGUCACGUAAGCGACGGAGCCAAGCCCAACACCCUGCUGCCCUCCAUUGGCAAGUCCACCGACCCUAAGUCGCCCCAACUCCCAUACCCCACUUCUGGUGCGUUUAUGGAUGAGGACAGCUACGGACGAGCCGUUGAUGGCCCCAACCUCAACCACAAGGGCUCUCGGGGUGACAUCCGAGAUGUUUCUCGAGGCGACACCCGAGCUGAUAUCCGAGAGUCCAUUUUCGGCACUCGAGACCCUACUGAGGACAUGAGCAAGCUGUCCAUCCAGACCAACGCCACCCAGCCUAAGACUCCCACCGUCCAGGCCGCACCCAAUGGCGUACCCAGCGGCCAGAAUGCUAACAACAACUCCAUGUACUCCGUGGCCAACAACUCCUCUUCUUCUGGCUUCUCUCAGCGGUCCCGAGGACCUGCUCAGAAUGGUAACAGUCCCCAACCUCCUCCCCACGGCUUCCAGCGACAGGGAAUGGGUGCUAACGGUGCUCCUCAGGGCCCUCCUGCCGGAAACGCAGGUCCCGGUCCUCAGGCUGGCAAUCCCGGCUCCCAGUUUGCGCGACAGCAGCCUCCUCCUCGACAGCAGCCCCAGGAACGACCUUAUGGCGGCCCUCAGGGUGGUGCCCACGGCCAGGGCCAUCCCGGUCGAAACUAUGGCCCCUCUGCUCCCUACGCUCAGCAACAGGGCCGACCUUCUUCUCCCCAGAUGCCGGCUGUCCAGCCCCAGCGAUCCCAUUCGCCCGCUGGCAACUUCCGAGGUCCUCCUCCUAACGGUUUCGGUGGACCUGGCGGCCCUCCUCCUAACGGUUUCGGUGGACCUGGCGGCCCUCCCAACCAGGGAAGACCUCAGGGACCCCCUCAGGGACACCAGGGACCUCCUCAGGGACACCAGGGACCUCCUCAGGGACGACCUCAAGGUCCCCCCGGCCAAUUCCAGCAAGGUCCUCCCCCUCAGGGUUACCAAGGGGCUCCCCAGCCUCCUCGACAUGGCGGCCCUGGUGGACCUGGGGGUCCUGGCGCUUAUGGUCCUGGUCCUGGUCCUGGUGGACCUGGUGGACCUCCUGGAGGCAUUCAUCGACCUCAGCCUCGAUCUGCCAUUCCUCCUGGACAGCAGCAGAACUUUGGAGGACCUCCUCCUGGUCAUCAGGGCGGACCUCCACCUCAUAUGAUGGGUCCUCGAGGCCCUGGUGGGCCUCCUGGUCAGCAGGGCCAGGGACGGCCUCCUCAGGGACCUCCCGGCGGACCCCAAGGCCAGACGCAGCCUCACUACCGAUCCAUGGUUAUUUAG